AUGGUUGGGACCGUCGACGUGCUUGUGGGCGCGACCUUUGCCGCCGAUGCGCUCCACGCGCGCGUGCCUUUUGUCUUUCAGACGGCGCUGCCGUCCGUCUCGGCGACGCUGCAAUGGAUGCCGUAUGGCCAGUGGCGCGCACUCCUGCCGCGCCCGCACGCGCAGACGACCAAUGGCCGCUGCAUGACACUGCUCUUUUUGCGCACGUGCGACGCUCUGGCGCUGCUAACGUCGCACGUGGCGCUCAAUCCAUCCCGGCACCUCGUCGUCGUGCUCUGCCCAUCGCCGCCCGACGCGAGCGCAUCCACCACCGACGACGAGUACUUGCGUGCACACAUGCCGGCAAACGCAGCGCUCGUGUCGGACCUCCGUGCGGUCUACGGCGCGAGCGACGACUUUUACAAUGCAACAUUGGACCUCGCCAUGCACAACCCGUACUCGCCGUGGAUGAAUAACCUCUUGGCGCUGCAGGCCGCGCGGCAAAUCUGCCGCGUGUUUCGACGACCGAAAAAGGUGCUGAUCCUCGACUGCGACCACACGCUGUGGUCGGGGGCCAUCGCCGAAGACGGACUGGCACAGAUUGAGAUCACGGCCGCCCAUGCCGCCUUUCAGAUAUUUCUCCUGGAGCAAUAUGCAUCCGGCACCCUUCUUUGUCUCUGCAGCAAGAACAUUCCCGCGGACGUCCAAGCCGUGUUUGAACGCCACCCAGAUAUGCAUCUCGAUCUUGACACGCAUAUUGUGUCGAGUCGCAUCAACCACGAGCUUAAAGGAGACAACAUCGCGGCGAUGCUGCAUGAGCUCUCGCUGAGCAUGGACAGCGCCGUCUUCUUCGACGACAAUGCGCUCGAGUGCGCUGCGGUGCGCGCCUCGUGCCCGUCGCUGGCGGUUGUUCAUGUGCCCCUCUUGCCAAAGCUGACGCCCAACUUUGCUGCGACUGUCUGGGCGCUCGACGCCAAUUUUGGCGCCGUCGUCACGACAGCAGAAGACAAGGCGCGCACGGCCAUGUACAAGCGGCAGCUGCAAGCAAAGGACUUUGGCCAAGAUAAUGAUACAACCAACGUCCUUGCCGCACUUGGCAUGCACGUUGAAAUGCAGACGAUGACGUCGGCGACGCCGCGGGCCACGCUCGAGCGCAUCGCGCAGCUCUGCCAGCGCACCAACCAGUUCAACCUUCAAACGACUGCGACGCGAGCAUACACGUCUGUGGAGCAACUAUAUGCACUGGCAUCGACCGCAACGAUUCUGUACGUGUCGGUCACGGACAAGUAUGGGCACUACGGCCUCGUGGGCGUCGCCGUCUCGAGGUGCACGGACAGGACGGUCCAUAUCCCUCUUCUCUUGCUGAGCUGCCGUGUCCUCAACCGCCGCGUCGAGCACGCCAUGCUGCAGCGCAUCGCGGUCGACAACCCGUGCAAGCGUCUCCGUCUUCUCCUCGAACCCACGAUUCGCAACGCACCGAUCCGGAUGUUCUUGACGCAGCUAACCAACGGCACGGGUAUCGAAGACCUCGAGACACGCCACGUGCUGUACGAAAUCGAAUGCGACGACGUGUGCGGCAUUUAUGACGAGGCGCCGAUCGUGCAGCAGACUCUCGCGGCGCCGCCCGCGUCGGCUGUCGAAUGUGCUGGCGAGCCCGGGUGCCCGACCGUCGCGCUGCAUUGCCUCGACGACGUCACCGCGUUUUUUGCGCCCUUGGAAAAGGCCGACACCUCGUCGUCGGUGCUCGAGACCCAAGCCGCCAAUGUGGCCAAGUUUCGGCGACUUCAGCGCGAAGCCGUCAAGCGGCACGUCGAACACGACACGCCAAUCUGGACAACCAACAACGUGACCGAGCGCCAGCGUUGUCGGCAGCCGGCAUGCGUCCAGGAGAUUCCGCUCACGACGCAAUGCUUGUUUCGACGGUGCCGGACGUGCUGCUACCAAACGCAAAAGCUCCUCGAGCGCGCGACGACCGGUGUCCAUCCGCAGGCGCGGGCCGCCGCGUCGGCGCACUUGCGCGCGGCAGGCGUCGAGGUGGGCACCGCACCGUACUGCACGAUGCACGUCAACCCACGCCGCGCCGCCAAGCGCAGCGCGACGGCAGAAUAG
Molecule: messenger RNA, 2088 nt
Organism: Saprolegnia parasitica CBS 223.65
Lineage: Eukaryota; Oomycota; Saprolegniomycetes; Saprolegniales; Saprolegniaceae
Exons: 10
Coding region: 1-2088 (695 amino acids)
Source: RefSeq, a predicted model, not a curated record